AUGAAUAAUAGUGAUAUUGUAAAAGGUGCAUUAACAACCGGUAAUGAACCACCAACAACCAUUUCAAUCGAAUCUAAUGGCAAUAAAAUUUCAGAUGAAUAUUUAGAAAAAGAGUUUCAAGAAAAUACUAAAGAUGGUCCAAUUUACGACUUAUUAAAAAAUAUUAUUUCAAUGCAACAAAAAACCAAUGUCAUUAUAACCGAAUUUGUAAAUAAAGAAAAAAUAGAAAAACAACAAUCACAACCACAACCACAAUCUAAAAAAUCAAAAGGUUCAAAUAAAGGAAACAAUAAACAAAAUAAUAAACAAAACGAUAAUAGCAAUAAUAAAAGGAUUGAUGAAAAUAAAGACGACAACGAUAAAAUAAUAAAACAACCUAAAUUAGAUAAUUAA
This is a messenger RNA of Dictyostelium purpureum, 393 nucleotides long. RefSeq lists its product as uncharacterized. Lineage: Eukaryota; Evosea; Eumycetozoa; Dictyosteliales; Dictyosteliaceae. The record is from RefSeq and is a predicted model, not a curated record. Bases 1 to 393 code for a protein of 130 amino acids. The transcript has a single exon.